UCUCUGCGAGUCGUCCCUUCGUCGGCCCGGGAUCUGGAUCCUGUUGCUGAUCGGUAUAUUUCGGGUUACCGUCCGUCGCGAUCCCCUCGCGAACUCGCAUUCGCGACUCGGUCCAUUCGCGAGUCGUCUACGAGUCGUCUACGAAGUCGGAAAGACAAGUUCGUACGAUAUCGAAACGAGAGAGGAUCGGAAUUUCGCAGAAAUUUCGGACUGUGUUUACAUCUCCCGGAGGGAUACCAGAGAUCUGACAUCCCUGCGUGACUCACUCGUGGGUGUAGAGAGGAGCAUCAAUUAAAUCUGGAGCUAAAACCUCCCGCGCACCUCCUCGAAAAGGGAUCAAUCUGAUUGAUCGCUUCUUUCGCGUCUUUCUUCAUUUCGUGUGCUUCAUAUUUAACACAGCUCAUUGUUAAUAUUAAUUAUGACGGGCCGCCCUUAAAGUGACUACACCGUGGUGUAUUCGUGCGUGAUUCAUGGCAAUCUACUCGCGACGCGGAGAUCGACUUCGUCGUCACGUCGCGUUCAAUAAUCAUCGACGUUUCGCAGGUGCAUUAAGUUGACGAUCCAUUCGUGCCGAUUUGUUCGAAUGCGCGACUUCGCGAAUUCAAUUUGAUUUCAGUCCCAGAGCAGGGCGAGCGUCCAUUAUCUUUACACGACGAGUGCUUCGUUCGUCAAGCUUCGCUCCGUAUGACCGAAUAUUCUAUCGAAUCCCAGGGUGAUAUCCGACGUCCAACUUUGGGAUGCGAAUAUAAGUCGCAGCGAUGAUUCAUCGAGUCGACUCUGGGAUCUCGCGAGUGCCGCGGAUCUAAUUGUGAUUUUACGUCGUUAUCGUUUAAGACGCGACGUGUCUUCGAUUAGGUUCUAAAUACGUGCAAAGACGACAUUCGCGUUGCAACAUUGAUGACAGAGUUCGUAGCUGUUGCACGGGAUGAGAGCAACAAUUUUGGUUUUACGAGGGGCAAUCACGCUCCGUGACGAUCCAUUGCGAAACAACUGGUUGAAUUUGGGCAGCUCCUAGUCGGCGGGGACCAUGGCGACUGUUUGGCCGGGCAGCUGCGUAAGCGCGAAAACGUGACCAACUCGCAGAUAAGAAAGAUUUUGAUCGUGGCUGCGGUUACCCGAUCGUGAAAUGAGAUCGAGCGAGGGAUCUGAACGCGCGUGAGGAAGCAUCAAACGAGUAAUAGCGAAGUGAUAACGAUGGGUUCCUUACCAAAUCUUCACGAGCUGUCCAAGGAUAAGCUGGGGAGUCCGGUGUACAAACCGGCGCCGAUCGGCGGUCUUGGUCCAGCACGAUUACCGCCGCAGCCACCGCCGUUGGCACAUACACAUAAACGUGCAAGAAGUAGCGGGCAUCAUCAUUCUACUCUGUGCGACAACGAUACCAUGUUGGAGCACAUGGCGGCGUACUCGCCGAUCUCCUGCCGAUCGACACGCACCUCGGCGCUAUCGUGGCGACGUCGGGAUUCCAUGAACUCAUCGGCAGGUGCAUCGUCCGUACGCCGGCUGAUCGCAGCGGUCCGCGCGGCCCCGUCCGGGCCCAGACCACCACGUAGAGUCGUGUUGCGCCACAUCGCGGCCCUUCUGCUCGGUCACGCGAGUUGCUCGGCCGCUACGCUGCCCAUCUUCCCACUUCAGGCAGGCUUGGGCGCGUUCGAACCCCGUCUAGGUCCGGUACUUCUCGCCUAUCUCUACAUGAUGGCAGCCGCCACCAGCUGUUUCGCACCCAUCGUCGUGCAACGGCUCGGCACGAAUCUCGCCAUCACCGCAAGUCACGUGGUCACUGCUAUCUUCGUCGGCGUGCAUCUGUAUCCCAAAUGGUACAUACUCGCGCCCAGCUACGUAAUGUUAGGCUGCUGCGCCAGCUCGAGUUUCCUGGCGAGAACAUCGCACAUCAACGUCUCCGCGACCAGCCUGGCGCUGGUCUGCGUCGAUCCCGAGGAUCCCGCCGAUGAAACGCGCCGCGAAUGCCUGUUGAGAAGACUCAACCGGGGAAUCAAGUUGGCUGAAGAUAUCGGCCUCGCAAUCGGUUGCCUCAUCGCUGCGAUUCUCGUCAGGCUAACGGAUCUGAUACCAUCUAGCAUAAUGAACACCGACGUUUGCGGGGCUGAGUACUGUUCGGAAGAGAUGUACUUUUACAACGAAUCGCUUUACAUGCCGACGAUCACGUCUGGCACUUCGAGAAUCCUCGUCAGCAUCUGGCUUGGCUUGGCGGUGCUCGGUCUAGGCAUAUCUUGCGCGUUUCUCGAUUCUAGGCUGCAGGAACCUCAGACGAACCACGAUCGUGCCAGCGUCAAAGACAUCUUCAAAUCCGUUAAAUGCGCGUUUCAGGACCCGAAGCUUCAGCUCGCAGCGCCGCUCACGCUCUUCAUCGGGCUGGAACAAGGUUUCAUUUACGCCGAUUUCAUGGAGGCAUACGUGGUAUGCGCCUUAGGUGGCGCCGGUACGGUGACCUUAAGCUUCCUGAGCUUGGCUUUACUGCAAGCUCUGGCCGCUGCGACGCUUUCGAUGUUGCUGAGGCACAUUAAAAGGUACUUUGUCGUAGUCGUGGGUUUCGCUUUUCAUGCCUGCCUUCUACUUGUUCUGGUAACCUGGAGACCGACGGGAGAUGACCCGGCUCUCUUCCACGUUAUAUCAGCUGCCUGGGGAGUUUGUAAUUCCAUUUGGGAAACUCUGAUAUACACGUUGGUGAUGGGCCUGUAUCCGAACGCGUGGCAAGGACCGCUGUCCACGUCGCUCUUCUGGCGUUGGCUCGGCUUGACCCUCGCGCUCAGUUUGCACGGCGCGGUGUGCACCCGUUAUCGCGUCCUAGGCCUUGCCGUGACUCUGGUGCUGGCAGUGGUGCCGUACCUAUGGUUGGAAAGCCGUCUCGCCCGCCGCGGCAAAACGCUGGCGCCUUUAUGACCAGGCGACUCGACCGCGAGCGAACGCGGGUCCACCAGUGUUGAGACGGCGACGACGACCGAAAUUAGACACCGGGGUGACUGAGAACGAGCCGUUCCAUCCAGCACCACGGCUCGAGUGAGAUCGUGGACCGGAAUACCGAGACGCGGUAGCCGCAGGAGUAGCGGCCUGACGACGCAGGAAUCGCAGCAGCAGCAGCAACAGCAGCAGCAGCAGCAGCAGCAGCAGCAGCCACAGCAGCAACAGCAACAGCAACAGCAUCAUCAGACGCAGUCUAGCAGCGCGACAUUAAAGAUCAAGACGCGACGUAGGGCGAACAGCGUCGCGUUCGCCUGCCGCACCGACUACGGCCUGCCCGAUGAUAGCGAUGAUAAUAAUAGUCCGCCGAAAAACCCGGUGCUGCUGAUUGCGGAACCAGAACGUCGCAGGAGCGCCAUCGAAACUGCGGAAGGAUCAAAGGAGCGCUCUUCGAUCUUCACGCUCUCGUGAGGAAGGCAUCCUCUCGCGAACGCCCUGCUUCCCAAGCGUCAUCGUGCCAUUCCGCGUGUAUGGUAGUUGCGAGUGCAAUUAUGUUCCAAUACAAUGCGUACGCUUUGGAUAACGCGUCGAGAGGGUGAAAUCUCUCUCUUUCUGUUUUAAAAGUAAAACUUUAUAACAUUUCGCAGCCUUGACACGGAAGGAGAGAGAGAGAGAGAGAGAGACUCUUCUUUCGAGCUUGCUCUUGCGACUGAAGAUUCUAAGUAGUCGCAGACUAAUCCAAUAUAAUUGCACUGAUAGCGUGCAGCCUCGACGUGAUAUCUCGUGUAAGCGCAGAGUAUUGUGAGCUAUUGCAGUGUCCUAUUUAGCACUCGACUCUCGGGAGAGAGUUCUGUCUUUCCGUCUCUCUCGCUCUCUCGCGAAUUCGGAGCGAGGACAGCAACGAUCGAUGGUCGCUUUAAAGCUCUCUCCAGGCGCGUUCGAGCCGCGAUUGAAGU
Messenger RNA from Acromyrmex echinatior (Panamanian leafcutter ant), 3872 nucleotides. RefSeq names its product UNC93-like protein. Lineage: Eukaryota; Metazoa; Arthropoda; Insecta; Hymenoptera; Formicidae. Gene Ontology annotation, biological process: regulation of muscle contraction; regulation of potassium ion transport. Gene Ontology annotation, molecular function: potassium channel regulator activity. Gene Ontology annotation, cellular component: plasma membrane; striated muscle dense body. The record is from RefSeq and is a predicted model, not a curated record.